Bufo gargarizans (Asiatic toad) is the source of this 3586-nucleotide messenger RNA. RefSeq names its product cullin 5 (gene CUL5). Lineage: Eukaryota; Metazoa; Chordata; Amphibia; Anura; Bufonidae. Gene Ontology annotation, cellular component: SCF ubiquitin ligase complex; Cul5-RING ubiquitin ligase complex. The record is from RefSeq and is a predicted model, not a curated record. The transcript is spliced from 20 exons. Gene Ontology annotation, molecular function: ubiquitin protein ligase binding. Gene Ontology annotation, biological process: SCF-dependent proteasomal ubiquitin-dependent protein catabolic process; protein ubiquitination. The coding region runs from base 86 to 2488 and encodes 800 amino acids.
UCGAAACCUCCCGCAGAUCCCGCGGGAUGUGGCGUCAGCGGUGGGAGAUCUCGCGGGAUCCGGCGGGAGGACAAGUUCAGGGAACAUGGCGACGUCUCAUCUGUUAAAGAAUAAAGGUUCCCUUCAGUUUGAGGACAAAUGGGAUUUCAUGAGACCUAUAGUUCUGAAGCUUUUACGUCAGGAGUCUGUCACAAAGCAGCAGUGGUUUGAUCUGUUCUCGGAUGUGCAUGCCGUAUGCCUAUGGGAUGAUAAAGGUCCAGCAAAAAUUCAUCAGGCUCUAAAGGAAGAUAUUCUAGAUUUUAUCAAGCAAGCUCAGGCGAGAGUAUUGAGUCAUCAGGAUGACACCGCUUUACUUAAAGCUUACAUUGUAGAAUGGCGCAAGUUCUUCACCCAGUGCGACAUCUUACCCAAGCCUUUUUGUCAACUAGAAAUUACUUUAAUGGGUAAACAAGGAAGCAACAAGAAAUCCAAUGUAGAAGACAGUAUUGUUAGGAAGUUAAUGCUGGAUACCUGGAAUGAAUCUAUAUUUUCAAAUAUUAAAAAUCGGCUUCAGGAUAGUGCCAUGAAGCUGGUCCAUGCUGAGCGAUUAGGGGAAGCAUUUGAUUCCCAGCUAGUCAUUGGCGUUCGAGAAUCCUAUGUUAACCUCUGCUCAAAUCCAGAAGACAAACUCCAGAUCUAUCGAGAUAAUUUUGAAAAGGCCUACUUAGAUUCGACAGAGAGGUUUUACCGGACCCAAGCCCCCUCCUACCUGCAGCAAAACGGUGUACAGAACUACAUGAAAUAUGCAGAUGCUAAACUAAAGGAAGAAGAAAAAAGAGCAGUGCGCUACUUGGAGACCAGGCGAGAGUGCAACUCUGUGCAGGCGCUGAUGGAGUGUUGUGUGAACGCCCUCGUAACGUCCUUCAAAGAGACCAUUUUAGCGGAGUGCCAAGGAAUGAUCAAGCGCAAUGAAACAGAAAAAUUGCAUUUAAUGUUUUCCCUGAUGGAUAAAGUUCCUAAUGGGAUUGAGCCAAUGUUAAAAGACUUGGAAGAACACAUUGUGAGUGCUGGACUCGCUGAUAUGGUGGCAGCUGCAGAAACUAUUACUACUGAUUCAGAGAAAUAUGUAGAACAGUUACUGACCUUGUUUAAUAGAUUUAGCAAGUUGGUUAAAGAAGCUUUUCAAGAUGAUCCAAGGUUUCUUACGGCUCGGGACAAGGCAUAUAAGGCUGUUGUCAAUGAUGCUACCAUCUUUAAGCUGGAGCUGCCGCUAAAGCAGAAAGGAGGUCAAGGGUCAAUCUCAAUGUGGGCCGUCAUGGUGGAUUCAAGGAAACUGAUUUACCGGGUGGGAUUGAAAACACAGCCGGAAUCAAAAUGUCCCGAAUUACUUGCUAAUUAUUGUGAUAUGUUGUUACGAAAAACACCUCUGAGUAAGAAACUGACUUCUGAAGAAAUUGAAGCAAAGCUUAAGGAAGUACUGCUGGUGCUGAAAUAUGUUCAGAAUAAAGAUGUCUUCAUGAGAUACCACAAAGCUCACCUCACCAGACGCCUCAUCCUGGACAUAUCUGCGGACAGUGAAAUUGAAGAGAAUAUGGUUGAAUGGCUCAGGGAAGUGGGUAUGCCUGCCGAUUAUGUCAACAAGCUGGCCCGCAUGUUCCAAGACAUUAAAGUUUCUGAAGAUUUAAAUCAGGCUUUUAAGGAAAUGCAUAAAAACAAUAAAUUAGCACUUCCAGCUGAUUCUGUGAAUAUAAAAAUUUUAAACGCUGGUGCUUGGUCAAGAAGCUCUGAAAAAGUAUUUGUAUCCUUACCCACUGAACUUGAAGACCUUAUUCCUGAAGUGGAGGAAUUCUACAAGAAAAACCACAGUGGUAGAAAACUACACUGGCACCAUCUGAUGUCUAAUGGCAUUAUAACAUUUAAAAACGAGGUGGGUCAGUACGACCUGGAGGUGACCACAUUUCAGCUUGCGGUUUUAUUUGCCUGGAAUCAAAGACCUAAAGAAAAAAUAAGUUUUGAGAAUCUUAAAUUAGCCACAGAAUUACCCGAUGCAGAACUAAGGAGGACGCUGUGGUCUCUAGUAGCUUUUCCUAAAUUGAAAAGGCAAGUUUUAUCAUAUGAACCGCAAGUUAACUCCCCAAAAGACUUCACUGAAGGUACUCUGUUUUCUGUGAACCAGGACUUCAGCUUAAUAAAAAAUGGAAAAGUUCAGAAACGAGGAAAGAUUAAUUUGAUUGGCCGCUUACAGCUGACCACCGAAAGGAUGAGGGAGGAAGAAAAUGAAGGCAUUGUGCAACUGCGAAUACUGAGGACACAGGAGGCGAUUAUUCAAAUCAUGAAGAUGAGGAAGAAAAUUACAAACGCCCAGCUCCAGACAGAACUUGUAGAAAUUUUAAAAAAUAUGUUUUUGCCACAGAAAAAAAUGAUAAAAGAACAAAUUGAGUGGCUUAUAGAACACAAAUACAUCCGAAGAGACGAGUCUGAUAUCAACACCUUCCUAUACAUGGCAUAAUCUGUGAAGCCUGCGUAUCAUAUCUGGAUGACGUGAGUGCUGGAGCAGGCCAACUCGAAUAUUUAUGCUGAAAGCAGACUCGGCUGCAGACUAUAUCGCAUAAAUAUUACAGUCCCCCUGCCUUACCUUACUAAAGGACAAGAAUAUUUUGCCAAUGUCACUCUGCCAGCAUGACAGCAUCUUUCACAUCGCUUUUACCGGCAUGCUGUUUUAAUGGAAAAUCGUUUUGGAAGAACUUGUGAGCUUGUAAAGUAGAGAUUUUUGUUGUUUUUUUUUCAAACAUAAAACUUUAGUGUUUAUUUUUAUUCCCCCCUCAUUUUUCUCCCCACCCGGGGAUUGGAUUAUCGCAUUUCAUGCACUGAUUAAUUGCUGUUACUGUUAGACUUUAAGAAAGGAAGAAAAAAAAUCCUCACCCCAAAAAUAGCACUUUCACCCGAAAAAUGAAUUUAAUGCAUUAAUUUAAUUGCUGUCAUCCCCUCCUACACAACGUUUUUGGUGACUUUUUUUAGGCAUAUUAAUAAUUUUGAAGAAGUUAAUAUAAAUUAGAGGAACUGGUAACCAGGGUCUGUCCGCUCCCCUGACAUGUCUGUGUUAAUUAUUAAUUAAUUAUUGUAUUCCCCAUGAAACAACAAAUCUAGAGUGUCUUUCCUUGGAAGCCUGCACUCUGCUGUUCCUCUGUUAUUCCUCCUGGAAGUAUAUCUAUUAAUUGAUAACUCUGAUACCGUUCCCUACUUCGUCUGACACUGUCCAAUCAAUGCUGACAGUGUCAGAUUGCGUACGGAUAUGCCACAUGGACGAGAGGAACGGGAACACCCCGUUGCCAUUUUAGCCAUAUGUUUCCAGGAGGGAUAACAGAAGAUCUGCACAACGCAGAGUUAGAUAAGAAAAGAUGCUUCAGAAUUAUUUCAUGGUGAUUGCAAGUAAAAAACAAACUUGUCAGGAGAACUGAUGGAUCCACUUUAAGGCUACAUGGACACGAACGUAUUUUGUUUCCGUGUCCGUUCCGUUUUUGUUUUUUGUUUUUUUGGAUAGGAUGCGGGCCGAUUUAAUUUUAAUGGGUCCGCAAAAAAUGUGGACGUCACAGUGUGCUAUCCGCAU